UACACGGUACGCAACGGUAUGUACAGAUAGUUUCGACGAUUGUGCCGGUCAUCGUUAGUUAAUACAUAAACAUGGCAGUCGCUUCAGCGUCUAAAGAUGUUAAUACAUUUUUAAAUCAAAGACAAAAUGUCACAGAUAAAGAAUUAGCCGCUGAUUGGGCUCAAUUAGAAGAGCUUUAUAAUAAAAAGCUUUGGCACCAGCUUACUUUAAAAUUAGAGACUUUUGUCAAGCAUCCAGCACUCCACAAAGGCGACAGUCUUGUACAAUUGUAUAAAAAUUUCUUAUCAACAUUCGAAAAUAAAAUAAAUGCUUUAUCUUUUGUGGAGAUAUUAGCCCAUGUUAUUGAACAAUUUACAAAUAAAGAAGAAGCUGUUGAAUUUUUAGAAAAAACUGAGCCUAAAGUAACCAAUAAUAAUGAAGCAAUUGCAUUAUGUAAAGUAUUACAAGGACAAAUUCUUUUGGAUAAACUUCAUGAUGAAGAUAGAACUAAAAAAAUAAUCGAUGAUGUUGAGACAAUGCUUGAUAACGCUGAUGGUAUUACUACAGUUCAUGGAAGAUUUUAUCUCUUAGCUAGCAGAUUAUAUCGAUUGCAAGGAAAACAUGCCGAAUAUUAUCGCACAGCACUAAGAUAUCUAGGCUGUAUUGAUUUAAGUACUUUAACCAAACAAGAACAAGAGCAGCACGCAUUUUUCUUAGGUCUAGCUGCUCUUCUAGGAGACGGAGUUUAUAAUAUCGGUGAAUUAUUAGCUCAUCCAGUGUUACAAUCACUCAAAGGUACACCAAACUCUUGGCUUGUUGAUCUUCUUCAAGCAUUUAAUGCUGGUGACAUUGUGGCAUUAGAAAAAUUAAAGUCACAAUGGGCUAAAGUAGCCGAUUUAGCAGCACAAGAAUUAAAACUAAGGCAAAAAAUCUCACUUCUUUGUCUUAUGGAAAUGACAUUUAAAAGACAGGCCAAUAAUCGUCAACUUACAUUUGCUGAAAUUUCUCAAGAGACUCGAUUACCAAUCAAUGAAGUUGAAUUAUUAGUUAUGAAAGCACUUGCUCAAGGUCUUGUUCGUGGUGCUAUUGAUCAGGUAGCAGGCACUGUCAAUAUGACUUGGGUUCAACCACGUGUACUAGAUCGUACUCAAAUUGCUAGUAUGGUUCAAAAACUAGAUCAUUGGUGUAAAGACGUAAAUACAAUGGAAAAUCUACUUGAAUCCCGUGCAACAGAAAUCUUAACUCUUUAAUAAAAAUAUAUAAUUUUUAAUAUUAAUAAAUGCAGUUCAUUCAUUGUGAAACUUUUUUUUCUUCAUCGAAUAACUUAAUACUAACAUCUUAAAGUACUCGAGCUUAAAACUCAUUUCAAUACUUAAUUUAAUAUUAACAGAUCAUGAAGCAAAAAUGUUUUAUGGCCAAUUUUGAUGUAUUGAAAAUUUUUCUCAUAAUAAAAUGUUAAAAAAAUAA
Microplitis demolitor is the source of this 1446-nucleotide messenger RNA. RefSeq names its product 26S proteasome non-ATPase regulatory subunit 13 (gene Rpn9). Gene Ontology annotation, biological process: ubiquitin-dependent protein catabolic process. Bases 72 to 1229 code for a protein of 385 amino acids. NCBI's taxonomy places the organism in Eukaryota, Metazoa, Arthropoda, Insecta, Hymenoptera, Braconidae. Gene Ontology annotation, cellular component: cytosol; proteasome regulatory particle, lid subcomplex; nucleus. The record is from RefSeq and is a predicted model, not a curated record. The transcript has 5 exons. Gene Ontology annotation, molecular function: structural molecule activity.